AUGGCGACACCACCACCAGCAGGUUCCUCAGCCAGGGAAGAAUUCGUUUACAUGGCGAAACUCGCGGAGCAAGCCGAGCGUUACGAAGAAAUGGUCGAAUUCAUGGAGAAAGUCGCAACAGCCGUCGACAAAGAGGAGCUCACCGUCGAAGAGCGUAAUCUCCUCUCCGUCGCUUACAAAAAUGUGAUCGGAGCUCGCCGUGCCUCGUGGAGAAUCAUCUCCUCGAUCGAACAAAAGGAAGAGAGCCGCGGCAACGACGACCACGUCUCCCUGAUCCGUGACUACAGAAGCAAAAUCGAAACCGAACUCUGCAAAAUCUGCGACGGUAUCCUCAAAUUGCUCGAUACCAUGCUUAUCCCCGCUGCUGCCUCUGGAGAUUCCAAGGUUUUCUACCUGAAGAUGAAGGGAGAUUAUCAUAGAUACUUGGCUGAGUUUAAAACUAGCCAAGAGAGGAAAGACGCUGCAGAACAUACCCUCACUGCUUACAAAGCUGCUCAGGAUAUUGCUAACUCUGAAUUGGCUCCAACACACCCGAUUCGUCUUGGUCUUGCGUUGAAUUUCUCUGUGUUUUACUACGAGAUUCUCAAUUCUCCAGACCGUGCUUGCAAUCUCGCUAAGCAGGCGUUUGAUGAAGCAAUUGCUGAAUUGGAUACUCUUGGUGAAGAGUCAUACAAGGACAGUACUUUGAUCAUGCAGCUUCUUCGCGAUAACCUCACUCUCUGGACUUCUGAUAUGCAGGAGGAUGAUGAUAUCAUCAAAGAAGCAGCACCAGCAGCGCCAAAGCCUGCUGAAGAACAGCAACAAUCCUAA
This is a messenger RNA of Thlaspi arvense, 810 nucleotides long. The record is from the annotation of a GenBank genome assembly. NCBI's taxonomy places the organism in Eukaryota, Viridiplantae, Streptophyta, Magnoliopsida, Brassicales, Brassicaceae.